Molecule: messenger RNA, 3304 nt
Organism: Ahaetulla prasina
Lineage: Eukaryota; Metazoa; Chordata; Lepidosauria; Squamata; Colubridae
Product: protein THEM6-like
Exons: 2
Coding region: 212-841 (209 amino acids)
Source: RefSeq, a predicted model, not a curated record
UGAAGAGUCAAAAAGCUCGCGGAAGGAGCAUGGAGCAGUCACUUCAAGGCAGAAGAAGGGCAAGACCAAGCUGGAGAAGAAGAAGCAGAAGCAGAGAGAGAAAGAUCUCUCUGUAGAACUUCUCUCCUUUGAGAAACCUUCAGCUUGCAACUCCAACUCAAGAUUUGAACUACGUCUCCCUAUAUUCCAGGCAGACCAUUGAUAUUGCAAUAUGUUGGUGCCGGUGCUGAUAUUAUUCUCGGUUUCAUGUUUUGCUGCUGCCAUCUACUUCACCUUCCUGGAUGGUUGGUAUCUACUUCGCCUGGCCAUCGUGUACUUUCGUUGGAGGUUGGCAGGUCCCCAAACAAAAGCGUUGGAUGAAAGUAUAAGGUACAGCUGGGUCUUGCCUGCCGAUCUGGACUGGGUGGGGCACAUGAAUAAUGCGCGCUACGCCCGGGAGGCCGAUUUCGGCCGGUAUAUAUACAUGUUCCGCUGUGGCCUCUUGCAAACCAUCUGGAACCGUAAGCUCACUACCGUGCUGGUGGCUUCCUCUUUGCGUUUCCGUCGCUCUUUGAAACUGUGGGAACACUUCAAAAUCCGGACACGCUUGUUAGGCUGGGACGACCACGCGUUUUUCCUGGAGCAACAAUUUAUCAGUUGCCAAGAUGGGUUUAUCUGUGCCAUUAUGCUGGCCCGGCAUCACGUGACCGGCAUAUCUCCAAGCGAAGUCCUCCAGAUUCUGUACGGGAGGCAGGUGGAAUCUCCUGAAAUCCCUGAAGAUGUCCACUGCUGGCUGAAAAGCAACCAAAUCAACAGAGAAAGACUAAAGAAUGAGGUUGAGAAGAAUAGCAAAAGCGAGUAGAAGGUUCUUCAGAUCUGCUGAUGGGCUGUCUUUGGAAACAUCUGGGCCACCUGUUUUUCUGUAUAAAGCCAAAGAAAUGUUCUUUAUAAUCAUAUCUUGUGUUGUCAUGAGUAUCCCGGGGGUUAGGGGUGUAGGAGAGUCAAGUGGUCCUACACGGAUGACGAUUUUAUUAUACAAAGGCUGACAUCAACUGUUGUGACCCAGGCCCAAGUAGGUAGUAGGAAACUCAGUCCGUGAAAAAAAAAAAAAAACUUAAUUCGAACAGCUGAGAAUGACUUCAUUCCCAGUGUAGUUCAACUCAAAUUAAAACAAAUUCCUCCCAACACAAAUUCCUCAGUCCUAUCGAAAACCUUGGUCCAAUUAGGCAAACUGCCAAAGGCCUUUCUUGGCACAUGUUCAGAAGUCACAAAAAUAAAUGCAAGACAUAGACAAAGCAGAAGACGAAGCUACCAACGUUGUUUUCCGGCAAAGCCCAAACACCGUUGCUGGUCUGUUUUAAGCUUUCUGGGAGGGGCCAAUCAUCUCUUGGCCCUACUCCCGAGUUGUCCUUUUUGCUUGAGCUGCUCUUGCCUUCUGGCAGCUCUUCUCAUGCGUGCACUAGGAACAGGCUCCUUCUGUUUCUCUGCCUCACUACUAUCAGUCUCUGGAGGCUCUGGAGUCCGCACCUCACUCCCCAAUGGCCCUGGCCUCACCUCAGCCUCAUCGCUGUCUGACUCCGUUGCCAGCUCCGCAGGCUGCUGACGGACCACAAAACCAAUUAUAUCAUUUACAUCAUUUGAGAAAGGACAUCAAGACGGACAUCAUCAUCAUGGUUUCUACCAGAUGCUGCCAUAUUCUGUGGACUGAACAACAGCGGGAUCAGCCCUAACGAAUGGAAGGCUGUAGGCCUGAUAAAACUUUAGAUCUGAUACCAAAAGAAGAUUUAAUUAGAUUUGUUGUUGGGUCAUUUGUUGUCAACAUUAUUCCUAGAAUAAAAGCCUGGGACAGUGUCUUCAUCUUUACCGUGUUUCCCAACUCCAAUUUCAUAGGCGUGAAAGUUGGGCAAAUUUGUGGUUAGAAUUUGAAUCGGAGCUUGUGCAACACAGUUCUGCAAUCGGAGCUGUUGCAAUAUUUCCUGCAGAGAAUUUUUCAAGGGUUCAGCUUAAACUUCCAGUUGAGUUUUAGGCCUGGUUGGGAGACGGGGGUUUAAUGGUGCAGGAUCCAACCUGGGUCCAUCAUCCGCAUGAGAGGUUUUGUCUUCCGAGCUUUCAGACUCAUGGUGGACUCAUCUUAAGAAGGGAACUUCUCUCUAGCAGAGCGUGUGCUCUUCUGGGUGUGGUAUGUAUAGUGCCGGUUCCGUAUGACUUUUUAAAUGUUGAUUGGGGUGUGCUGAUGGCCAGCUCUUAAGUUAUUGGCUGGCAUUUGUUUGUGUUGCCCAGUCCUUGCCUUCUAAGUAAUUGAUAGGCUGGUGGUAUAUCAGCACUCCUUUUGAUUGACAAUGGGCCCGUUCAAUCACUUCCCUGUCUGUUUUUGUGCCUGCUCAUCCAACAAUCUUGGUAGCUGCAAAAUUGAAUGUCUGUCCUUGUUCAUUGUAGUGUGAGGCUACCAAUGAGUCCUCAAGCAGUCAAACGAAGAGACUUGAACUCAUUGGUAGCCUCAAGGGAUCUUGGAGUCUUAAUGGACAACUAGUUAAAAAUGAGCCAACGGUGUGCGGCGGCAGCCAAAAAAAGCCAACACAAUCCUAAAUUGCAUUAACAGAGGGUUGUAAUCAAAAUCAAGUGAGGUGCUAAUACCACUCUAUAAAGCCUUCGUAAGACAACACCUAGAAUGCCUAGUUUGUAUUGCAAACUAGGGAAUACAAAACCUUUGCUAGACCAGUUCUCAAAUACAGCUCACCUGUCUGGAACCCGCACUGCGUAUCGGACAUUAACACAAUAGAGUGAGUCCAGAGAUAUUUCACAAGAAGAGUCCUCCACUCCCCUGCUCACAACAGAAUACCUUAUGCCACCAGGCUUAAAAUUUUGGGAUUAGACAAUUUACAACUAGGCAGACUUCAGUCUGCCCUAAGCUUAGUACACAAAAUUAUCUGCUACAAAGUCCUACCAGCCAAUGACUACUUCAGCUUCAACCACAACAAUACAUGAGCACACAAUAGAUACAAACUCAAGGUAAACCGCUCCAAACUCAGUUGCAGAAAAUACGACUUCAGCAACAGAGUGGUCAAUGCCUGGAAUGCACUACCUGACUCUGGUUUCUUCCCCAAACCCUCAAAACUUUAACCUUAGACUGUUUACUGUUGACUUCAUCCCAUUCCUAAGAGGUCUGUAAGGGGCGUGCAUAAGUGCACCAACGUGUCUACCAUCUCUGUCCUACUGUCCCCAUUUAUUUGUAUUCAUUUCCUGUAUGCAUGAUCAUGUUUAUACUUAUAUCUGUUAUCUAAUACAUGCUUGACAAAUUAAAUUAAAUUAAAUUAAAUAAAUGAAA